Fonticula alba is the source of this 1800-nucleotide messenger RNA. RefSeq lists its product as hypothetical. Lineage: Eukaryota; Rotosphaerida; Fonticulaceae. The record is from RefSeq and is a predicted model, not a curated record. The coding region runs from base 164 to 1756 and encodes 530 amino acids. The transcript has 2 exons.
GCUCCACGAUCACUGCCGUUUGUUUUUUUUUUUGCGUUUCGGAUCCGUCCUUUCCCUCCGCCGCUCCCCCUGCCUUCGUCCCCUCCGCCUGUCGUCUUUGGCUGUCGCCCCCUCCCCCACACGCACACCUACUCCCCCCCCUCCCCAGCCUACCCUUUGAACCAUGCGGGGUGGACGCCGCUCCGGUGGCGGCGGCAUGAGAAGCAGCUCGCGCUCUCGAAGCCGAUCAUACUCCCGGUCCUCCUCGCGACGGCGCUAUCGGUCGAGCAGCAGCACCUACUACUCGUCCGGAUCCAGCGCCGACUGCGAUUGCAGCUGCUGCGGCGGGCUUUUCUGCCGGGCCAUCUACUGUUGCGGGCCCCCGAAGAAUUCGCCGCUGCCGCGGAUUGUCGUCGCCCAUCGGAUGAUCUGCUCGUGGUUUUGCUGGUGGGGCUUCAUCCUGUCCUUCGUGGCCAUGCUGGCCUGCGUGUCCUUCGUGCCGCUGUACACAUCGCGCUCGUGGUCCCUCCCGCCGGCCGGGACCUUCACCAUCAAGGUGAAUCCCCACUUCUUCGACGGGGUGACCCCCCUGUCGGGGUCGGCGGUGCAGGCGUACUUCCUGCCGGCGGCGGAUGGCCCGCCGGAGCGGGUCAGCCAGCUGACCGGCGACAUGGUCACCGAGGUGGAACCCCCCGGCGGGGGGUUCUAUCGAGCGAUGGAGGUCUACCUGCCGGCCGGGGCGCGGGUGACUUCGAUCCUGGCCGGGCAGGUGUCCUGCCCGUUGGAUUAUCUCAUCAUCCGGGGGAGCACCAACUUCGACGAUUGGGCCUAUGGCGAUUGGGUGCCACUGGAGUGGGAGGGCAAGCUGUGGCCCGGGCAGGAGCCCUUGACCGAGUGGCUGCCGGUCAGCCGGUCGGACCACUACUUCUUCGUGGUGUACAACUCGCUGUCCGGGCCCUGCGGCGCGGGGCCGCUUCACUUGCAGCUGUCGACGGAGGCCCCGGCGCACCGGCUGCCUCCCGCUCGGCGGGUGGCCCUGGGCCAGAGGGCGGCCGUGUCGAAUGCCGACCCGGGCAUGGGGACGAUCAUCUUCCACACCUCCAGCUCGCUGGAGUACCAUGACGCGCGGGUGAGCUACUCCCGGCGGCCGGGGGCCCUGGACCUGGUGCUGGGGCUGAGCAUCGGCCUGCCGUAUGGGCUGGCGGUGGUGGUGGCCCUGGUCAGCUGGCUGGUGAUGCGCGUGAGCAUCGCCCGGGAUCCGGACCUGCUGAAGAGCACGAACCGGCGGCUGCCGGUGUUCGACGAGAUCCGGGAGAUCAGCGGCCCGAUGCGGCCGAGCAACAGCGCGGCCGAGGAGCUGCCCACGUCGGAGGAGCUGUUUGCCAUGUCCGCCGACUUGGAGUCCCAGGCUCGGGGCGCCGCCUCGAAGCCGGUGGCCGGCUCGAGGCCCGCCAGGGCGGUGCGCUUCGCCGACGAGGACCCCGGGCCGUAUGCCUCGAAGGAGAUGUCCCUCAUCUCACCGGGUGCUUCGUCGGUGAGCUUCCAGGCCGGCGACGAUGGCGCGGACGAUGGGGAGGGCGGCAUCAUGCUCGUGCCUCUGACCGAGAGCCUGCCCCCCGGUCUGCCGUCUUCCGGUGGGCCGGGCGGCGGGGGGCCGGCCGGGGCCGAAGUGUCCCCGGACCGGUCGGUGCCCGACAUGCCGAUGUCGUCGCCGCCGCCGCCGUACUCGGCCGAGUCGUCGCCCUCCUCGGCGGAUGACGGCUGGUCCAAGUACUAAACGCCGUGUGUUUUUGCGAUUGGGAAUAGACUUUCCUCUGUCUG